Molecule: messenger RNA, 1585 nt
Organism: Nothoprocta perdicaria
Lineage: Eukaryota; Metazoa; Chordata; Aves; Tinamiformes; Tinamidae
Gene: CEP19
Product: centrosomal protein 19
Exons: 3
Coding region: 179-670 (163 amino acids)
Biological process (GO): microtubule anchoring at centrosome; trans-Golgi to periciliary membrane compartment transport
Cellular component (GO): spindle pole; ciliary basal body; centrosome
Source: RefSeq, a predicted model, not a curated record
UUUGCUUAGCUGGUAGACUCAAAACURUAACUGUGUCUUACUCAACCCAGAUGCAGAGGCCGAGCAGUGACAAGUGUGCAAAUGAGCAGCUGAGAAUCAUGCUCAGAGAACAGUGAGUACCCAAGCCCCCCAGAGUGUCUCUUAAAACCCAAUACUUCAGCCGGUAGCAAGAGCCGUUAUGACUUAUGUUGCAAAGAAGUGUGGCAUUUGCUUCCAGCCUCCUGCCAUCGUCCUCAUCUACAAGGACGAAGACAAGGACAAAACUCGCCAGCGUAUCAUGCCUAUCCGAAAUUUCUCCAAGUUCUCAGACUGUAGCAGAGCGGCUGAGCAGCUGAAGAACAACCCUCGACACAAAGCUUACCUGGAAGGAGUCUCGCUGCGUCAGCUGGAGAAGUUCUAUGGUUUGCUGAAAGGUCAUUUGGGAGGACAGAGUCUAGCUGAGAGCUUGGAACAGAUUCGUCGGGAAGAGACCAUCGACCCAGAAGAGGAUAUGAACAAAUUAGAUGAUAAAGAGCUAGCCAAAAGGAAGAGCAUCAUGGACGAGCUCUUUGAAAAGAACAGGAAGAAGAAAGAUGAUCCAGAUUUUGUCUACAAUGUUGAGGUUGAGUUUCCACAGGAUGAGCAGCUGGAGUCCUGUGGUUGGGAUGUGGAAUCAGGUGAAGAAAUCUGAUUUUGGGAAAAGAGGGACAGUUCAGGGAGAAAAUCUACAUUUCUCACGGAGAAAAUAACAUUCAUCUAUCACUUGUUUACAUUUCAUUUCAAUCAGCUUUGGCAGAACACCUGACUUGCAUCACAGCUUGCAUCGCUGUGUUCUAUUCAGCUUCAUCUUAAAAAGAAGUGUUAAAUAUUUCUAUCUUGAAAGCAAUGUUCACAUUCACUGCAUAGCUGUAGUAUUUAUUGUUGCUUGUUGGAAUGAUAACUAUAUAUUAGUCUGUUUUCUGGAUAAAUUAACAUUGCAAUGAGAAUAUUACUUUCACAGUUUCCUGAGUGAUGCUCAAGUCUGCAGCCAACGGUUGCACAAAUAUAAGUUCUUAYAUUUAAGAAGCAGAACGUUUAGAAUGAAAGUUAGUUCUGACAGUGCAGUUUAAGACCCAGGGUUGUGAAUUAAUAAGGUGUUUUCCUUAAAUGACUAAAUGAUUUUCCAUCAGUACAUGCUCGGCCCUGGGAAAAUGUGCUUGUGUUAUCCGAGGAACGUUGAGUUGAGGACUUUCUAGAAAAUUGUGUGACAGCAGAAGCUUCCCACAUUUUGACCACCUGAACUCAGUUGGAUUGUGAGGGGUCCAAGAGGAGUCAGGGCCUUCAUCUCAAGUUAAAUAUCAUCAAACAAACAGCUGCCUGAGGUAACUAAAGAGAGGUGCAAAUUGCCCCUGAGACUGAUUUAUUUCCUCUCCUUCCUCCUUCUACAACUACGUUCUACAAAUGGAUUAAAACAUUCCAGACUUGGUCAAUAAGACUUUCAUAGCACUGACAUUGGUACCUGGAAUAGUUCUCUUCCUACAAAUGGAAAUGACAGAAUCGGUCCUAUGAAAAUUGUAAAAUCAUAAUUUAAAUCAGGGUGCUCUGGAGCAGAUGAGUGAGCUUUAGU